Molecule: messenger RNA, 1739 nt
Organism: Aegilops tauschii subsp. strangulata
Lineage: Eukaryota; Viridiplantae; Streptophyta; Magnoliopsida; Poales; Poaceae
Molecular function (GO): zinc ion binding
Source: RefSeq, a predicted model, not a curated record
UUCAGCUGCACUCCUCUCCAUGAGACCCAUCACCCAUGGCCAUGGCCAUAAGACCACGGUGAGCUGAGCUGAUAGUGCCAAGCCAAACCCCUCCACAGUCCACACCCUCUCCUCCUCCCGACAAGCACAGAACUCGUCUUUUCCUUUCUCCCCUCCCUCUUUUCCCCUCACCUCACCUCACUGUGCGGCGUGGCCACUGCCAGUACAAUCCGCUCACUCUUUAUUCCCCCGGCCGCCCUUGUCUCGUUGCGUGUCCCUCCUGCGGUUAUGGAUCAAGAAACCUCACGAGAACCCCGCCGCUUCAGCCGUAUGUUGCCGCAUUAGUAGGGGCCCAGCCCUCGCCGGAUCGUUUCUCGCGAUCGCAUUGCAUGCGCUCUUCCUGAUCUUCGACGCGGAUUGGUUUCAUUUCCGUCGCGUUGCCGGCGGCGGGAUUCGGGGCGGCGGCAUUUUGGCUGGUCGAGGGAGAAGAGGGACAAUGGUCGGCGGCGGCGCACAGUCGGCGAGCGCCGUGGAGGUCGAGGACAUCGAGCUCGGCGAGCGGCGGCGCGCGGACGAGUUCGCGGACGACGACGAGGAGGGCAGCCAGUACUUCACGGACGCGGAGGACCGGUCGUGGCCCUCGCACUCGCGCCACGAGUCCGCCGCCUUCGAGGACUGCAUCUCGCGGUGCGCCUCCACCCGCGCCAGCUCCUGCGGCGGCGCCGACAGCGACGCGGACAUCGAGGCCGGCGGCGGGCACUUCAGGAAGUCGUCGUGCGUGUCCGAGUGCUCGCUGGACGACGUCGACCUGGAGGCCGGGCUCGGCGGCGAGAGCGCCAAGGGCAGCUCCGACCCCGAGAAGGCCGAGAAGAACUGCCGCAUUUGCCACCUCGGCCUGGAGAGCGCGGCGGCCGAGUCCGGCGCCGGCAUCACGCUCGGCUGCUCCUGCAAGGGCGACCUCUCCUACUCCCACAAGCAGUGCGCCGAGACCUGGUUCAAGAUCAGAGGCAACAAGACCUGUGAGAUCUGCAGCUCAACCGCAUGCAACGUGGUUGUGUUAGGCGAUCCGGAGUUGGUGGAGCAGUCGAACGAAUCGAACACCACAGCAGCCAGGCAUGCAUUUCCAAACGAAACCAGGAGAUUUUGGCAAGGGCAUCGGUUCCUCAACUUCCUUCUGGCAUGCAUGGUUUUCGCCUUCGUCAUCUCAUGGCUCUUCCACUUCAACGUCCCGGGGUGAGUUUUGCAGCGGACGGUCCCUCAAUAAAAAGCUCCAAGGCCAUUACGGCAGCAAACAUGUGGGUUAGGUUCAACAAAUCUGGAGAAACAGGCUAAAAAGUGAAGUUAAGCUGUGAAGAGGUAAACAAAUAUAUGGUCGGCGCGGCGGCCUUAAAUUUGCCCUGAUCGCGGUUCAGUACGAAAGGAACCCUGAUCAGGAUCUCCCGCCCGCCCCAAGAUUUGAGUGAAGAUAGCGGCGAAGAGUAGAAGAUGUGUUGUUCGCUUGUUCCUCGAUUAUUGUUGUCUUGGUUUGAAGAAGAACAUGAUUAUGUUAGUGCUGUGAUUUCCUAGCUUUGAUGUUUUGCCUUGUGAGUUGGUGUGAUCUGUGUGCAGUCAGUGCAGAUUUCUAUAUGCCCACCCUCUGUUCCAGUGUUUAUUGUCCUGAUAAACAGGACGAGGUGGCAGCUGUCUUUAGCAAGGAAAAUGUACUGCCAGCUCAGUUGCGAACAAUGUUGCCGAAAAUAAUGAAGAUAAAAUGUUGUGAA